Molecule: messenger RNA, 843 nt
Organism: Agrilus planipennis (emerald ash borer)
Lineage: Eukaryota; Metazoa; Arthropoda; Insecta; Coleoptera; Buprestidae
Product: BLOC-1-related complex subunit 8 homolog
Exons: 3
Coding region: 168-644 (158 amino acids)
Cellular component (GO): BORC complex
Source: RefSeq, a predicted model, not a curated record
AAUGAAAUAGAAAAAGUUAGGUUAUGCUUAACGACUUUUAAGAUAAGUGGCCAAUAAUAAUAUUAUUUGUUAAACCUUAAAAAUUACGAUUUAAAAUAUGUAAUUAUGAUCGCCGAGGUAAAGUAAAUCAUACAUUAUAAAAUUAACACAAAAGGAACUGUGAAAAAAUGUUAAUGGACCCUGAUCUGGAAAUACGUGUUAAAAAGGCUACUGAAAGAAUAUCCGAGAAUAUGCACAUAGUUGCAAAUGAGCCUUCAUUGGCAUUUUAUAGACUGCAAGAGCAUGUACGGAAAGCCCUAAAUCCCAUAGUUGAUAGACGUUCUGAUGUUCUUAAACUUCAUCAAGAAUUGCAAGGAAGGUGUUACGAUGUAGAGUACGCUAUUAGUGCCAUUAAAGCAAUGAACAAAGCUGACACUAGUUUUAAAAAUACAUUGGAUCAUAUUAAAAAUGCAAUAUUUGUCAAACAGCAACUAAAGUAUGAAGAAUCGCGUAAAAAGAAACCAGAACCCAAUUCAGUAUACAAAAGACUCUCGGCUCAUAUUACAUUAGAUUUAACAGAACUAUCAGAAUUAUCUGAUGUUGUUAGGGAAACAGCCAAUCGUGUUGAGUCUAUGAUGUCUAAAGCUGCUCAUUCUAGUUCUUAAAAGUUACUUUUCAAUAGUUAUAUUGAAACAGUAAUGUUUUAUAAAUUCAUUUUGUAAAGACAGUGUGGAUUAAUUACCAUUAUUUAAUUAUCAAGGUUUAAGUUUCUAAUUAAGUACAUAAACAGUUCUUAAAAUAACAAAUUUAGUAUUUAAUACUGUUUUAUUUAUCUUUUGGCAAAUCUUGUAAAAUAAAAUUUAG